Messenger RNA from Phascolarctos cinereus (koala), 2222 nucleotides. RefSeq names its product raftlin family member 2 (gene RFTN2). NCBI's taxonomy places the organism in Eukaryota, Metazoa, Chordata, Mammalia, Diprotodontia, Phascolarctidae. The record is from RefSeq and is a predicted model, not a curated record.
AAAACAGGAAACAAAUCCUCCAAUUUCAAACAGGGACUAAAAUAUUUUUCUUUUCUCUCCUUUGCAAGGCAAGAAACUGUUUCCUCUCAAAGCCGACUUCCUUUCUGGAAAUGAUCUUCAUUUCCAACCAUGUUGAAAAUCUGCUUUUUCAUUCCUUCGCUCUGACUAGCCUUCUAAUUUUUUUUCCUCCCUUGCCUUCUUGGUGGUAGGGGAAAAGGGAGGAGGGUUAGAAUUGGAGGAAGAGAGGAAGGCAAAGGAGAAUUGUUUGCUACUGUAUGAGUACAUCUUCUAAUUGUAGCUUGAACAACCGAAUUUGCAGCGCUUCCCCCCCUUUCCUGCAAUUUAAUUCCUUGCAGAUAUUGCCAUGGGGUGCGGACUUAGAAAACUAGAAGACCCUGAUGAUAGCAGCCCGGGAAAAAUAUUUUCGACACUGAAGAGACCACAAGUGGAAACAAAGACAGACUUUGCUUAUGAAUAUGUAUUGCUGGAUUUUACUUUAGAAGCCUCCUCAAAUCCAGAAGUUAUCAAGAUCAGCUCAAUUCUGGAUAUAGCACCAAAAGUUGAAGAAUAUUACAUUAAAGGCUAUAUUGUAGGAGCUGUUCACCCUGUUAUAUUAUCUGUUGGAAGAAGAAGACACUUGCCAGCAAGCCAUCUGUAUAGAGUUGUACUGUCUCGUUUAAAAUUAAGCCAGACACAGACAACACCCAAAGGACAAGGCCGACCCAGGCUUGUAAUCGAGGAAUGUCCCUUGACGUAUGAAACUCUAACAAAUGAAGGAGUGAAAGGGUUGAUAGAAAAGAUAAAUGAAGCUGCUAAAAGAGGAAUGAAAUUUGUUGGAUUUGUAACACAACAUAGUACUCAGUCCAGUUGCAAUGGCACCAACCCUGACGGAGAUGUAGAAUCAGAGUCAACUCUAUACAGAAUUCAAGGACACCAGAGACACAAUUCAGAUGAAAACUGUAAAACAUGGAAUGAAGGAACUUUGAGUGGGCAGUCAUCUGAAAGUGGAAUUGAAGAAGAAAUUCAUCAUGAAAGUGGACCAUGGCAAAUGGGAAGAGAAGGAAGUUCUAUUCCUUCUAAAUCAAGAAAGGGAGAAGAUAAUAAAUUGUAUACAGUCUUCAAUGUUUUUGAUGAUGAAUCAACACGCUGGACCUAUCAGGAAGGCAUUCUAUCAAUGAAAGUCACAAGAAAAGGAUCUGUAAUUAGUACACUAGAUGCUGACUGGCUAGAGCUGACUACAUUUUAUUAUAAACAAGGAUUGUCCUUAAUUGAUUCUUUUGUAUCCUGGGAAACUUCUAAAGAUCAUUUGUCCAAAUCUUUGGAAGGAUUAUUUAUAUAUGAAGAAGAAGGUUCUGGAGUGCCAGGUUCUAACAGGAAAGGAAAUGAUGCAAUUGUAGUGGAACAAUGGACUGUCAUUGAGGGCUGUGAAAUUACAACUGAUUACGGGCCCCUACUGCACACUCUGGCUGAGUUUGGAUGGCUUUUGACGAGUGUACUUCCGACACCCAUACUAAGACGUGACAGUGAAGGAAAUUUGGCUACAAAGCAGGUUGUAUUUUUUCAAAGGCCUGUUAUGUGGAACUCAGCUGUUAAAACACCAGAAAAGAAAUCCACGAGGCAGAUAAGGGAAGAGAAAAGCAAGGUAACUAGCCGGAGCGUUGGGCUGGACACAGCCACUUCUUGCCCUGCAGAAAGCAGACACCCAUCUGAACAAUGUCAUCUCUCUCCUUCUCAAGACCCUUGGACCAGAGAAGGGAUGCCGGCACCCUAUGGUAGCUUCUCAGGGGUCAGCAGCAGUGACAGUGUUCUGAGGGAAUUGGAUGACGGACAAUAUGAUCAGGAGGACGGGGUAACACAGGUCACUUGUAUGUGAGCCAGAAGAUAUCUGAAUUCAAAGGACCUGUAAAUAAUCAUGGACAUUUAAUUCAAUGCUGAAAUGAGUACAUUACUUCAUACACUUCAAUGCAAUGCUCUGUGUUUCUCCAGACUCACAUAUUUUUCUCAUCUAUGCUGGCUUUGGCUACUGCCUCUAAAUGCGGAAGAACUAUUAUUAGUAAAUUCAUUCAUUAGAGUUGUUUUUAUAUUCCUCCUGUCAAGAACAUCUGUUCAAAGUGAGAUGUCAUUAGUUUAUUAAGAAAUAAUGUCGGGGCAGCUAAGUGGUGCAGUGGAUACAGCCCUGAAGUCAGGAGGACCUGAGUUCAAAUCCAGCCUCAGACCAAACA